AUCGACCCUCGCUUACAAGAUAUAAAGCCACUCUUGUAUGCACGUCAGGCGUGAUUACCAGGGUGGUAACACUUCAACACCAAUCAAAAACCACCUUCCUAUUCUUCCUGUAACAAAAUCAAUUCUAGAAUCUUUAGAAAGCGGUUCAUCGUGUGAUAUGUAGUACAUCUAUUCCGCCAUCGCAACUGUACAGUGAUCAAAAGAGAUAUAUUAAUUUCGUCGAACAAAAACACCAACCUCCAUCGAGCACCCAAAACCCAACAAUGGCAACACCAAGUCCCCCAACCCUCUCACCACCAAUCCUCUACACCCCCCAAGACCUACGCGCCAACCUCCCGCUCGCCCAAAGCAUAAUCAACCUAGGAAACGAAGCGUUUAAGCGAAGCAAGCUCCCCGCCCCUGAGAAAUGGUACCUAGGCGACCACAAACGAUUCCCGACGCCGCAGCACCUGAUCGAUAUGGUCGGCGAGCAAGGCGUCAUGGCCGUGAUCCACGACGACUCCGUGCCAUUUGAAGGUCUCCGCGGCAAAGUCAUCGCGUGUGCGGCGAUCCUGCCGUGGAAAGGCGGGUGGGAAGGUGAAGGGAAGGGGGUGGAGGAGGGGUGGGAGUUCAAGGCUGUUUGUGUGGAUGGCGGGGAGAGGUAUUUGAAGAGAGGGCUUGUGGGUACGCUUUCGAAGGUGUUGGAGGAGUGGGUUUUGGAGAGGACGGAUGUGGAGAAGAGGGGGGAGCUGAGGUUGUGGAUUCUGGCGGCGGAUUGUAUUAACGGGGUGUAUUGGCGGAAGAGAGGGUUUAGGGAAGUGAGGAGGAAGACGCAAGGGCAGGGUGUUUGGGGGUGCAAGACGAGCUUCGAGAUGGUGGUUUUCGUGAAGGAGAUUGAGUUGUCAUGAAUGGCACUGAAGGUGAAUUGGAUGUGGUAACUCUCUAUCGCAAGUUUUGCGAGUAUCACAAGGGCAUGAAAUGGUACGUGAUUCUCAGAAGGGGAUGGUACGGACUUGUACAAGCAUCUAGGUAUAUACUCUUCCCUUACUGCAUAGCGAGGACUGCAUCGUAAUACGAAGAAUCUGCUAGUCUGGUGCUUAUGUCUUCUACGUGUAUAGUAACCCCUAUGCUCAAUACCUGCAUGUGGCAAGACUGGAGCGGGUUAAGUUUCUGUUACUAGGCCUCGAACUAGUUCGAAGUGAUUGAG
Messenger RNA from Aaosphaeria arxii CBS 175.79, 1186 nucleotides. RefSeq lists its product as uncharacterized. Lineage: Eukaryota; Fungi; Ascomycota; Dothideomycetes; Pleosporales. The transcript is spliced from 2 exons. The record is from RefSeq and is a predicted model, not a curated record. The coding region runs from base 264 to 887 and encodes 207 amino acids.